This is a messenger RNA of Ficedula albicollis (Collared flycatcher), 1734 nucleotides long. Its product is annotated as TBC1 domain family member 5-like. NCBI's taxonomy places the organism in Eukaryota, Metazoa, Chordata, Aves, Passeriformes, Muscicapidae. The annotation marks the transcript as partial. The record is from RefSeq and is a predicted model, not a curated record. The transcript is spliced from 10 exons.
GCAUUGAGCACUGCUGUAGGAGCAGUAGCCCCCACGUUAGCCCUGGGUGCCUCUGCACUCAGCCUACCUCAUCUGCAGCCCACUCGUGUCCCUAGGCGAUGGGUAAGGCUCCUGUUUGGACGUGAAUUCCCUCUUCAGGAUCUUCUGGUUGUCUGGGAUGCUCUGUUUGCUGACAGUAUCACCCUGAAUUUAGUUGACUACAUUUUUGUAGCCAUGUUGUUGUAUAUCAGAGAUGCCUUGAUUUCAAGUAAUUAUCAGACCUGUUUGGGACUUCUUAUGCAUUAUCCACCUAUUGGAGAUGUUCACUCCCUUAUCCUAAGAGCACUUUUUCUCCGAGAUCCAAAGAGAAAUCCAAGACCAGUGACUCACCAGUUCCAACAAAAUUUAGAUUAUUACAAAGCUCGUGGAGCAGACUUGAUGAACAAAACCCGUGCCAGUGCUAAAGCUGCCCCUCUGAACAUCAACAAAGUCUCCAACAGCUUACUGAAUUUUGGGCGAAAGCUCAUUGCUCCGGCCAUGGCUUCAGGUGGGGCAGUGGGCGCUCCUGCCGGCGGGAGCAGCUUCCCUCCCUCUUCAAUGCCAAGCAGGAGCACGGUGGAAGCCCCUCAGCACCAGCAGCACCAGCAGCACCACCACCACCAUCACCAGACACAGCAGCAGAGGAUGAUGAAGUCUGAAAGCAUGCCAGUUCAGCUGGGCAAAGGCCAAAGUUCAAAAAACAUCAGUUCAUCUCCAAGCAUAGAGAGCUUGUCUGGAGGACGUGAAUUUACAGGAUCUCCACCUUUGUCUGCAUCAAAAAAGGAUUCCUUUUUCAGCACCAUCUCCCGCUCGCGUUCCCAAAGCAAAACUAUGAGCAGAAAAGAGUCGGAGGAGGAAUUAGAGGCCCAGAUUUCAUUCCUACAAGGACAGCUAAACGAUUUGGAAGCUAUGUGCAAAUACUGUGCAAAGAUGAUGAACACGCAUCUUGGAAAUAUUCAGGAAGUCAUUUUGCAAGAACGCUUGGAAAAAGAAGAUGAAAUUCUGGUUUCCUUGGCUGGUUUGAAGCAGAUCAAGGAUAUCCUGAAAGGUUCAUUGCGUUUCAACCAGAGCCAGCUGGAAGCUGAAGAAAAUGAGCAAAUCACUAUUGCUGAUGAUCAUUACUGUUCCAAUAAUCAGAACAAGGGAGCAGGUGAUGUCCUAAAGGGACCUGUCAUGACCAAGCAACAGUUCAUCUCAGGACAACAGACUACGACUGAUUCGAGCACUAGUGAGAGCAAGAGUGCUGAUGACUAUAUCAUGGUUUCCAAAGAAGAGGAAAGAAGUAAAAGUGCUGUUCCAGAGCCAGUGCAGGUCCCUCAGACACACAAGGAGGCAGCAGUGAAGCCAGAAGCUCCAUCUCGUUCUUCUUUGGUAUUUUCUGACCCUCUGAUGGGUUCCAUUUCAGCCUCAUCCAGCAACCUGAGCUCCAGCCCUGAUGACGACAGUAGUAAUAACAGCAAAGAUUCUGACUUUGCUAUUGUCAGCCCACUGGACAUCUAAAGAAACAGGCUGGGAGAGUCUGGGAAAUCUGUCAUUACAACUCAGCUCUAAUUUCUGUGAUUCCACAGGGUGGAUAUUUCUUUGGAUUACGAGGACAGAAAAAUAGAUAAAGGUAACCCAUUUCAGCUGCCAAAAGCCUAAAUUAAAAUAAAAAGGCAAACAAACAAAAAAAACCACAUAAAUUUGCUACUUUUAAAAAAUAAUAUAUACAUUUUA